This is a messenger RNA of Leptosomus discolor (cuckoo roller), 321 nucleotides long. Lineage: Eukaryota; Metazoa; Chordata; Aves; Leptosomiformes; Leptosomidae. The record is from RefSeq and is a predicted model, not a curated record.
CACUCGACACUGUCGCGCAAGUUCGUGGAGGUGAUGUCCGAGUACAACGCCACGCAGACCGACUACCGGGAGCGCUGCAAGGGCAGGAUUCAGAGGCAGCUGGAGAUCACUGGCAGGACCACCACCAGCGAGGAGCUGGAGGACAUGCUGGAGAGCGGCAACCCGGCCAUCUUCUCCUCCGGGAUCAUUAUGGAUUCAAACAUCACUAAGCAGGCGCUGAACGAGAUCGAGACACGGCACAGCGAGAUCAUCAAACUCGAGAACAGCAUCCGAGAGCUGCAUGACAUGUUCAUGGACAUGGCCAUGCUGGUGGAGAGCCAG